CUGAAGGAGGACUUCCGGGGCAGUAGGGAGAGGCUUCUCUGCUGCUGUGGUGGCGGCAAUGAUCUAAUCAUGUCGGAUAAAGAUGAUAUUGAGACUGAAGUGAUAAGUGAAGCAAUCUCCAUCCUUGAUGAUGAGAACUGUGAGCCAACCAAGAAUUUUGAGUCAGUUGACCAAAGUGCCAAGUCAGAGAGUAAAUCAGAACCUGUGGCUUCUACUCGGAAAAGACCAGAGUCCAGACCUUCCAGUGACCUUGAGACUUCAGACAUUCUCCCUGUUCAGACAUCACAGGCUGCAGGCAAAGAGACUGUUUCCAAAGAUGUACCCCAGACCGGGUGGGGCUAUUGGGGAAGUUGGGGCAAGUCCUUGCUCUCCUCAGCCUCAGCUACAGUAGCCACAGUAGGACAAGGUAUUUCAAAUGUCAUUGAGAAGGCAGAGACUUCACUUGGAAUCCCUAGUCCCAGUGAAGUUUCAUCUGAAGUCCAGUAUGCAACAGGAGAGACAAAUGCCAAAGAGAAUGAAAACUCCUCUCCAAUGAGUGGGCCAUUUGGGGUAUUCUCAACCAUCUCUACUGCUGUUCAGAGCACAGGAAAGAGUGUUAUCAGUGGGGGUUUGGAUGCCUUAGAAUUCAUUGGGAAAAAGACAAUGGAUGUAAUAGCAGAAGGGGAUCCUGGAUUUAAAAGAACCAAGGGUCUGAUGAACCGGACUUCCACACUGUCUCAGGUUUUACGAGAGGCAAAGGAAAAAGACGAGCUAUGGACCGCCAAUGAGGUUACCAUGGAAACGGACAAGAAAACUCAUUAUGGGCUACUCUUUGAUGAAUUUCAAGGCCUUUCACAUCUAGAAGCUCUGGAGAUGCUCUCCCAAGAAAGUGAAAUAAAGGUGAAAUCUAUUCUUAAUUCUCUAAGUGGAAAAGAAUUAGAGACUCUAAAAUUUGAAUUGGAGCAACUCAAAGAAGCAUUUUCCCUAGCAGAGUUCUGUGAGGAAGAGGAGGAAGAGAAGAAAGGGGAUGAAGACUUUACCAAAGAGAUAACAGAGCUAUUUUCCCAGCUGCAUGUCUCCUCCAAACCAGAGAAACUUACUAGGGCAAGAAAUACAGCCUGUGAAUGGAUUAGGACAUCUCUGGCCAAACCAUUAGAAGAAAAGGAAGAAGGAAAAAAACAGUUGGAAGCAGAAAAAAUUGAGCAAGUUAAUAACAAUUCAAUAGAGGAUAUCCAUGCAUUUGCAAUCCGGAGCCUAGCAGAAUUGACUGCCUGCUCAAUUGAACUGUUUCACAAAACAGCGGCUCUGGUUCUGCAUGGCAGGAAGCAGGAAGUAACAGCCAUAGAAAGGAGCAGAGCCCUUUCCCAGAUGACAGUUGUGUUGUGUAAAGAGUUGUCCUCUCUGUCUAAAGAGUUCACCACCUGCCUAACAACUGCUGGGGUCAAGGAAAAGGCAGACGUCCUUAAUCCAUUAAUCACUGCAGUAUUUCUAGAGGCAUCAAACAGUGCUUCCUACAUUCAGGAUGCUUUUCAGCUACUUUUACCUGUGCUGGAGAUCUCUCUUAUUGAGAACAAGAUUGAGUUACCAGAGGCAUGAGCUACAGGUCCAGAGGCCUUUGUCAGAACACUGAAGAAUGGAGAAGAUUCUACCUGAGACUUGUGAGGGCCAAGAAAUGCCACUGUCUUCUGGGUACCCCUGGAGAAGUGAGGGAGAAAGGUUAUUUUAGUAUAUAAAAAUCCAGGCAGGAGAGCAGGUUUAAGGAAGUUUGUUGCCUUCACUGCUUGGCUGAAGUAUUCAGGUCCUCACACUGCUCUUCCCAGUUGUUAUAAUUAAUAAAUUAUUUGAAAAGAAAUUUUAUAGAAAGUUAAAAAAUAAUAGCUCAUAAGGUUAAGGGGACACUCAGGCAAAAAUAUUGGUCUUUCUUCGACAAGAUGCAAAACACUAAAAAUUUUGCAGUGGCUGUAAUUUUGCAGUCCAUGGAUGUAAUUGGUUGUUAAGCAAGAGGAAAAGGAACUCAGUAUUCUGGAAUUCAUGUGCUUGAUCUAUUAAUGCCAUUUUCUUUCUCCUCUCUAUAAUAAAAUCUGUGGCUUU
Messenger RNA from Kogia breviceps (pygmy sperm whale), 2070 nucleotides. It is a transcript of the gene FAM114A2, whose product is annotated as family with sequence similarity 114 member A2. Lineage: Eukaryota; Metazoa; Chordata; Mammalia; Artiodactyla; Physeteridae. The record is from RefSeq and is a predicted model, not a curated record.